UUUAAUAAUAUCUUUUGCUUACCCAAUUAUAGAAAUUUUAUUAUUUUUGAUAAAAGAAAAACAUAUAUAUCGAAUGUAUAUAUCAUCAUUCAUCCAAAUACACUCAUAUAUCUUUAGCCUUCCCAGUUAGUGUUUCUUCCCUUCAAAGAUCUAAACUUUUCACAUAACAAUCCAAACCCCAUCAUCAAAUUUCAAUCAAUCAAACAUUUUUUCACCAAAUUUCUCACCUUUUUCUUCUUUUAAUCAAUUUUACAAAAUACCCAUUUUGAUCUGAUCAAUUUUCCACCUUUAAAUUUUCUUAAUUUUGAUUUUAUUAGUGCUAUUAUUAUGACUUAUGAAGACAAUGAUGGAGUUACAGUAUUAAAGAUUUCAAUUGAAGACCCCAAGAAUGAUGAUUAUCUGAUUUUGGACGGUGGUGGUGGUGGUGGGUGUUCAGUUCCCUCGUCGUCGUCGGCGGCGAGUGGUAGUGUCGGCGGCGGCGGUAUAUGGUGUUGGAUAUGGUGGUGGUUAAAGCUUAUUCUUGUGUUACUGUUUUUGGCUGUUUUGGGUGUUUGUUUUUUCUUAUGGAUUGGCCCCUUUUUAAUGAAUAAGGAGGUUAUCCCUAUUUUAAAUUGGGAAACAGAAACUUUCAGCAAGCCGGUCUUGGCAAUUCUAAUAUUCACUUCAGUGGCAUUAUUCCCCACUAUAUUCAUACCAUCUACUCCUUCAAUGUGGGUGGCCGGAAUGAGCUUUGGUUAUGGUUUCGGGUUUCUUUUGAUUAUUGGUGGAGUCAUUAUUGGCACCUCGCUUCCUUAUUUUAUCGGCUCCCUUUUUUACCACAAAAUUCAAGGGUGGUUAGAAAGGUAUCCGAAGAAAGCUUCUAUUUUGAAGUUGGCUGGUGAAGGAAGCUGGUUUAAUCAAUUUAGAGCUGUCGCAUUAUUGAGGAUUUCACCCUUCCCGUACAUUGUUUACAAUUACUGUGCUGUGGCAACUGAUGUUAGGUUCAGUCCCUAUUUACUGGGAACACUGUUGGGAAUGGUACCCGAGAUUUUCGUUGCAAUUUACACGGGUAUAAUGAUCAGAACAUUGGCAGACGCUUCAAAUGACCAUCAGUCACUUUCAGCCCCUCAGAUCAUUUGUACUGUUUUCGGGUUUCUUCUAACUAUUGCGACCACCGUCGUGGUCACGGUUUAUGCUAAAAGAAGAUUGAGCGAGUUGCAAACUGAUGAAGAGCAGCUACUGCUGCAGUAAUAUUGUUGAGAGUAUGCGGAGGAACUCAACUCUGUUGAGACGAUCAACACAAGCAGAAACAGCUAACGAAACAAAGUGCGUUUUUUAAUUAAUUUUAGUGUAUAGAUGAAGCUAAAGGAUUGACAAUCUUUGUUGUUGCUUGUUUCUUAUAGCAAUUAUAUCCUCCAUAUAAAAUGUAUAUAAUUCAACUGCAUGCUUCUAAAA
This is a messenger RNA of Erigeron canadensis, 1434 nucleotides long. RefSeq names its product TVP38/TMEM64 family membrane protein slr0305. The coding region runs from base 328 to 1230 and encodes 300 amino acids. NCBI's taxonomy places the organism in Eukaryota, Viridiplantae, Streptophyta, Magnoliopsida, Asterales, Asteraceae. The transcript has 4 exons. The record is from RefSeq and is a predicted model, not a curated record.